UAUAAUGUUUUUACACUAUUUUUUAUUUUUUAGAGCUAAAAUGACUUUUUUUUAAAUGGCAUCACUUAUUCAGCGUAUUGUGCGGCAAGCAGCAACUACAUUUCCAAAUAGUCUUACUGUAUCAUCAAAUUUAGAGAACCUUAUUGCAUUGGUAGAAGGUCUUACUGCUAAUGAUCUUGGAUUGAAAGCAGAUGCCAAAGAUGCAUUAGCGAUAUAUCCACAAGCCCCUGUUACACACGUUAGUAUUUAUGAAGGGAAAAAUUUUACUAUGGGUGUGUUUAUAUUGCACCCAGGAAUGGCCAUACCUCUUCAUGAUCAUCCUGGAAUGAAUGGGAUAUGUAAGGUACUUUAUGGAUCAAUAAAGCUGACUUCUUUUGAAGGUCUACAGUCAAGAAAUUUUAUGAAAGGAGGAACUUCAAAAUAUGUACAAGUCAAACGAAUCCCAGAGAAGAUACUUACUGCAGAUACGAAAUCUCAGUUUUUUUUGCCAAUCAGAGAGAUCUAUCAUUCGAUGAAAGCCACAGAUGGUCCAGCUGCAUUCUUUGAUAUUCUUGCACCACCAUACAGAACAAAGGAUUAUAAGACUGAUUGUCAUUAUUUCAGAGAGCUAACAGUUUCAGAACAUCCUGAGAUUGAUUUAGAAAAAUUAAAAGAAUACAAUGAAAUGUUAAACUUGGAAGAAAAACUAAACUUAGAGGAUUUAACUUGGUUAACAGAAGUUCCUACUCCAUUGGAUUACUACUGUAACACAUUGGAAUAUACUGGACCAACGUUUAGUGUAAAAUCAUGACAUUUUCAAACCUAUAGAGAAUAUGGUGUACUGAAUUUAGUGCUCUUUUCUGCAUACUUUCUAAAAAACUUGUUUGAGCCUUAUUAUUGGAAUUUGAUCAAAAAAUUUAUCCAAGGAACGUUUAACGUGACGAAUUUUUUACUUUAUUUUUAACAAAUAACUUUUUUAAUGUUUCGUUCACAAAUUAUUUUACAGUUAUGCAAUUUUUAAAUGAUAGUUUUUUAACUUCUAUGUUUGUCUUUGUCAACAAUUAUAAAGCUUUUUUUUAGAGUAUUAGGUAUAUGAAAUUUUGAAACUAUUUUACAGGUCUGUAAAUGUAAAUUCAUAAAAUGUAUGUUUAGUAAAA
Messenger RNA from Hydra vulgaris (swiftwater hydra), 1136 nucleotides. RefSeq names its product 2-aminoethanethiol dioxygenase. NCBI's taxonomy places the organism in Eukaryota, Metazoa, Cnidaria, Hydrozoa, Anthoathecata, Hydridae. Gene Ontology annotation, cellular component: mitochondrion. The record is from RefSeq and is a predicted model, not a curated record. Gene Ontology annotation, molecular function: oxidoreductase activity, acting on single donors with incorporation of molecular oxygen, incorporation of two atoms of oxygen.